This is a messenger RNA of Rhizopus microsporus ATCC 52813, 1168 nucleotides long. RefSeq lists its product as uncharacterized. The coding region runs from base 410 to 1003 and encodes 197 amino acids. Lineage: Eukaryota; Fungi; Mucoromycota; Mucoromycetes; Mucorales; Rhizopodaceae. The record is from RefSeq and is a predicted model, not a curated record. The transcript has a single exon.
GGUCAAUAUACAAAAGCAUUAAGACCAUAUAAAUAUAUAGAUCAAACAAAGGAUCCUUCAAGUCCAAAGGCCUGUCUAUCCACCCAAUUUACCCUCUCAACUAGUCGACUUGCUUGAUCACUGUCUGGACCCUGAUCCACAUACAAGAUACUCUGCUAAUCAAAUACUCGAGCACCCAUUCCUUUCCAGUUACGAACCCGAACUACUCUUCCCAGCUACUCCACUUCAACAAAGCAAGAAACGAAAGCAGGCCCCACCAACACCUGCCAAAUGUAGAAUUCCAAUUCGUGCAUUUUCUGUUGAUAAAACCCUUUCGGCCUCUGUGCCUGUUCAAGAAAGGAUUCUCAGUGUUCAUCUCAAGAGACAGUCGCUAUCUAAUGCUAAUCGUAGCCAAGGUUCAAGACUUCCUAUGUUAUGUGUCACGCCAGUUAUUGAAGAAAAAGUUAAAAAACCCAAAGAAAAGAAACCCACAUCACCUACAUCAAAAUCAAACAGUAAUAGCAGCAAUAGCAGCAAUACAACUAUUAAUACUAUACCAUCCAGAAAAUCACCCCCUUCAUCUAAUAGAACUAUACCAUCCCCAUCUGCUAAAUCAUCACCAUCUGUUCCUAGAGCGAUACCAAUAUCUGCAUCCACUACCAGACUCAUGUCUUCUCCCAAAUUACCAUCUGUAGAAGUUAAAACGAACAUCAGAAAACCAAAAAUCAACGUGAACAGUACUUCAUCUAUACCCAUUAAAGCAUCUAUUUAUCGUAACAAAAAGCCUGGAGAAAGCCGUACAGCUAGAUUGAUGAUGGGUAUCAGUACAGCGAGAAGACAAUCUUACAAGACAAGAGAAUCAACGGCUGAAAGUAAUUUGCCCACGUUGGCUCAUAAACAAAGAGUAGUGGAUACAAAAGAUAGAUCAUCAUCACCCAGUAAAAAGCAACAGGCUAUUGCUGCCAAGACAAGCAGUAAUAAUAAUAAUAAUUCAUUAAAAGGAAAAGCUCUUCGUGUUCACUAAGCCAUUCAAUAUUUAUAUUCACAUAUUUUUAUUAUUUUUUAAAUGUAUUUCCAAUAAAAUCAUAUUUAUUUUAAUUCAUCUAACAAACUUAACGACACUUGACUAUGAUAAAGACCCCACCAACAUUCAAGUGGCUUGAAAACAAGCUCCCUUAUGGUAUAUGGA